UGAUUGUCACUUUGAAUUCAAAAUAUGACAAAAGAAACGGGCGCGAUUUCAAGGAAUUGUUGAGAUCGCUCAUUAAUUAGUAAAAACUAAAUUUGGAAAAAUGGGUAUUCCGACCGACACAUGAUUAUUUACACACUUCAAACGAAGUGGACUGGAUAGUAUAUGAAACUAAAAUGUACUUGUAAUGACGAAUUUAAACAAACGUGUUUGCUAAAUGUAAGAAGUAGUCUUAAAUAAAUAAACUUAACUAAAACGCAAUGAAGGACAAAUAGAUUUAAGAAAAACUGGAGAGAAGAUAUAGAUCUAGCUUAAAUAAAAAAGUUAGUUAUGGAAUUACAAAGACAAGUGUCAACUUCGUCUAGUAACGGAGGUGAUGCAGAUGAACAAAUGGAACUUACACUAAAUAACAUAACUAAGCUUCAAGGUGUGUUUGAAGCGUAUGAGUUCGCGGAUUAUAAUGACAUUCCUAUAGAAAAUAUUGAGACAUUAGAAGAACUCAAAGAAAGGUUUAUAAUGCAUCUUAAGAAAAGUAAAGGAAGGAACAGAAAAUUAAAGAUCGAAAAGAACAUGCUGCUUGCCGGUAAAGAUGACGCGAAUAGGAGAAAGAAAUUAACGUCUGUUAUGACAGACAUGAUGUCCAUUAUUCAUAAACAAGGACCAAAUAUGGUACCAAGAAGGGACAGCCAGUUAGUAGAAGGUUUACUCAGAACAGAGGGGACAAGCGACAAUCUAGCUGACGACUGUAGAGCGUACAUUGACGAUCUGGAAACUGGAGAAUGCGUUAUGAUUGUUGCAGGAGAAACAUCAGCUGGAAAAUCUAGUGUUCUCAACUUACUAUUUGAAGAUGACAUUCUUCCUGUGUUCAAUAAUAGUUCCACGUCAACAAUAACCAUCAUACGCUAUCAUAGACGGAAACAUGCACGUAUACUGUACAAAUCGGACAAACCUGAUACAGAGUUUGAUCUGGACGAAGAAGGUCUUAAAAAGCUCCAUGCAAUCGCCUUUAUGAAAUCCGCCAGCGAGCGGGAAAAUCACAAUAUUAAAGAAGUUCAAGUGUAUUUACCUCUGCCUUUGUUGCAGUCUGGUCUGGUAUUUGUGGAUACUCCAGGAAUUGGCGAGAAUGAGUUUUUGGAAUUAGAGUUAACCAACUUUAUAAAAAACAACACUAUCCUUGGCUUUAUGUACAUCAUAAAAACGGACAAUGCAGGCGGAGUACAAGAAGAUAGGUUACUUGGAUUGUUGAAGAUAGUUUUAGAGAUGCAAAGAUCAGACGAAAGCUCCAAACACCGACAUAUAAAGUUUGAUCCUAAAUCUGCACUUUUUGUAUGUAAUCGAGUUGACCUUGUUGAGAAAACAGAACUUGACAAAGUGAAAGCAAAUGCAAUAGAUAAGCUGUCCAAAUGCUGGCCGAACUUUGACGAAUCCCAGGUUGUCUUUUUCUCCACAGAGAAAGCAUUACGAGAUGUCAACGCUGACAAUGACUAUAUCAAUGACAAUUACAAACAGUUUUUAGACAAUCUGAAAAAUCUCUUCAUUUCUUCACUAGAAAGGAGAAUAAAGCAGUCGUUCAAAUGGAUUGAAAAUGUUCUUAAACGUACAAUUCAUCAUCUGAAGACAGUAGUUAGACGUCUCGAUCUUUCAGAUAUGGAUCUGAAAGAUAAAUCUGAAAUAGCAAGAGAAAAACUGGCAAAAUUGCGGUGUAAAUCAGAAUCAGUUCUUGAAGAACUGAAGGCAAAACUUGAUGUUCAAUCUAAAGAGAUGUGCAGCGAAUUGAGAGAAUACCUGCUUUCUGAACAAUGUAAGAAUAAGCUGACACGCGAGUGGUCGGCUGGACAAUUGCCAACUGUUGACGCUGGAUUAGGAGACUGGCAAUGGAUUCGAAUGAGAAUACACGAAGCUUUCUAUGACAGGAUUAUAGAAUGUGUUGAAGAUUGGAACGAAGAUGAAAGAAAAAUCGAAUCUUUGGAAGAAGAGCUUUCCUUUGGAAUGAAGAUAGAACUGCAACUCCUAGAGGAAGAUCUUGCAGAAAUCGAAAAGCAAAUUCACUGUGACUCGUCGUCGGCUUCUUCCGAUGACUUGUCUAACUUAUCGAAAAACAGAAUGAGUAGACGAAGAACUUUGCCAAGAAUUUCACAAAUUAGGACAAAAUAUCUUCUCUCUGAACCUAAAAUGCCUCUCAAGUUGGCGGGGAGAAUUAUAAAACCAUUCCAAAUGUUAAUGAGUCCGAUAAAGAAUAAAAUGAAAGUAAAUGAAUACAAAGAUGAUCCCGUGAAAAUGGCAAAAAAGACUGCAAAGGAUAUGUACGACCAGCUUCUAAAUGAUUCUAAUCAAUCUACUUCUGGUCUGACUCAUCUAGCUGAAUACUUGCUUGAAAGACCACGAGAAUACAUAGAAGCGGUUGAACGACAGGUGCCAGCCAUGAUUCUAGCCAAUCAACUGCUUGUUAAUCGGCUUGAAGAAUCUAUCGAGACAGAAAGGUUACACCAGGCGGAAUAUGAAGAAAUGAUGACGUCAACAGAGGCACUUAAAAGGGCUUUAAUGGAAUACGGGGAAGGCUAUAUAUUUGUAGCUGAUUUUAGUCGCGGGGAGUUACAAAUCCAACAAAUGCCAUCUGAGGGUGGUGAAGCGGUAUCAGUAGCGUUUAAUGUAACUGACUUUCUUCGUGGGAGCUCAGGAGAUUUGGACGUUUGUAGAAGAAGGGACAUUCGAGGAUUGUGGACCGUGACUUAUUCAGGCAGCCUUUUCAGAAAUAGCCUGGAGAGACCAGUUGCGAUCAAAGUUUAUCUGCCUUCUUCAGGAGUAGAAUUUACUUAUGCAGAAGUAGCUAAACUAAGGUGUCUCACAAGGCGAGGGGCAAACAUAGCAGAAUUUUUAGGUAUUCAUAAUGCCGAAACUAUAACGCCUGCAUUUGUUUACGAGGGGGAUUUAAAAUCAGUUAGACGGUCCCUUAGUGCAUUCUGCAAUAAACGGGAAAGUGUUCCCGAAAUUUUAAUUGAGACGGCGUGCGGCUUGGAAUAUCUUCAUACAAAAGGACUCGUCCAUAUGGAACUCAGUCAAGACACUGUGACGAUGGAUGAAGCUGGCAAUGUUCAACUUACAGGCGCUUGUUUACCUAGAUUCGCCAAGCUUCCAUUUGACACAGAACGAAUUGAUACUGGAGAUUUCGUGUACUUGGCACCGGAAGUUUUACGUGGAGAUAAAUACGAAGUAUUUGCAGACGUUUACUCUUUUGGAUUAUUUAUAUUAGAAUUAGCUCAAGUAGAAAUGCCCGUAGUAUUCAGAGAACAGAGAAAAAUGACUCUUUGUGAUUUUAUCAGAACAGUUGAUCCUGAAAAAAUGCUCAAUUUAGAAGAGGUAGUGGAAGUGUUCACCAAUAAUACACGAGCACUCAUUCUGAACUGUCUUGAAAUUGACAAAGACAAUCGCCCGCUUAUGAGCGAAGUUAUAGAAUACACAUCAUUCAUCAAAAAUGAGAAGGACGCUCUAGCCAAACUACCUACUCGCAGAUCAAGAGCGAGGCCAAUCAAACGGCCGUCACUAGACAAGGCAAAGGAAUUAAAAGGAAAAUAUGAAUCAUCUACUUAUCUGUGACACUACAGACUACGUAUGAUAAUCAAAUUUGACAUGUUUGUUCUGCAUUUGCAGAGUUAUAGCGUUUGCGAGAAAGUAUCUUAUGUGCCAAAGUUCAUUAUAUAACACCUUAACAUAUUUCAUAUUUAUGUUUUACUUUUUACUUCAAGAAAUUCUUUUGAAGUAUAUGUAAUUAUUUAUGUUCUCUUAUUGGGAACUGCAAAUGCUUAGUACUGAAAUAAUUAUAGAUAUGUUUACCUUAUUAAGGACACUACAACGAUACAAUAUUCUAUACAUGGGAUACUUGGCUUCGUAGAUAUAAGAAGGUAUUACUAGUAUCCUAUAUUUAAUUAAGAAAUUCCUAAACAUUACAGAAUAAGAGAAUUUUGUUAUUUCAGUAUAAAGUAUGUUAUUUCAUUAUCAUAGCUUUGUAUGAAGUAUCUAACAUAUUUUCUAUUUCUAUCUACAUUAUCAUUUACUCAAGAUACAACAAUAUAACUACAUUUAGUAAACCGAUACUUCUAUGUUCUCAAAUGUUCUCCAUGUUCUUGAAACUGAUAACAAAUUAGAACUGAUAUAUUGACAUAUUUACAGAUUAAUUAUUCACAUGUUAUCAAAUCACUUGUUAAGACAUAAUUUGUUUAUUAAUAAAAUAUUCAAGCCUCA
Ruditapes philippinarum (Manila clam) is the source of this 4236-nucleotide messenger RNA. RefSeq lists its product as uncharacterized. Gene Ontology annotation, biological process: protein phosphorylation. The record is from RefSeq and is a predicted model, not a curated record. The coding region runs from base 328 to 3591 and encodes 1087 amino acids. Lineage: Eukaryota; Metazoa; Mollusca; Bivalvia; Venerida; Veneridae. Gene Ontology annotation, molecular function: protein kinase activity; ATP binding. The transcript is spliced from 9 exons.